Messenger RNA from Lachnellula hyalina, 1230 nucleotides. It is a transcript of the gene ppe1, whose product is annotated as Serine/threonine-protein phosphatase. The transcript is spliced from 4 exons. Gene Ontology annotation, cellular component: cytoplasm. The record is from RefSeq and is a predicted model, not a curated record. Gene Ontology annotation, biological process: peptidyl-serine dephosphorylation; G1/S transition of mitotic cell cycle. The coding region runs from base 1 to 1230 and encodes 409 amino acids. NCBI's taxonomy places the organism in Eukaryota, Fungi, Ascomycota, Leotiomycetes, Helotiales, Lachnaceae. Gene Ontology annotation, molecular function: protein serine/threonine phosphatase activity.
AUGUCUGUUCCUAAUGUCCCCAAACCUGGGCCUGCGCUCCUAACCCAGCGGGCUGGCCUGCCGGAAUGGCUUGAGGAGGCUAAGCAGUGUCAUUACCUCCCCGAAACCGUCAUGAAGCAGCUGUGUGAAAUGGUUAAGGAGUGUCUCAUGGAAGAGUCGAAUAUACAGCCAGUCACUACACCAGUUACAAUAUGUGGAGAUAUUCAUGGACAGUUCUACGAUCUCCUCGAGCUAUUCCGCAUCGCAGGUGGCAUGCCAGGCGAAACGAAUGUUCAGAAGCCAACAACACAGACCGCGAUCAUUACCUCUGAUGAUAUUGAGCCUCCAACCGAAAUCACAGACCCCAAAUUAAAGAAGAAGAUUAGAAGUUCUGAUAGCGGCAUCGAGAGUGCCAGUGGAGAGGAUGACGAUGAUGAUGAACCUCGCGGUCGUCCAAGGACUGCUGGUCAAGGAAGUCGUGCUGGGAGCUCUGGAGGGGACUCGGCGAUUGGGGUUAAUAAUGAGGUUUCGGGAUCAGGAAACCAGAACUUCGUCUUCCUAGGUGACUUCGUCGAUCGAGGUUACUUCAGUUUGGAAACAUUUACUUUGCUUAUGUGCCUCAAAGCAAUGUACCCCGACAAGAUUACGCUAGUUCGUGGUAACCACGAAUCCCGCCAGAUCACCCAGGUAUAUGGAUUUUACGAAGAAUGCCAGCAGAAAUAUGGAAACGCUUCUGUGUGGAAGUCAUGCUGUCAAGUUUUCGAUUUCCUGGUUCUGGCUGCGAUCGUUGAUGGCGAGGUUCUCUGUGUGCAUGGUGGUUUGAGCCCGGAGAUUCGAACAGUCGAUCAAAUCCGAGUGGUUGCACGCGCACAGGAAAUUCCACAUGAAGGGGCUUUCUGCGAUCUAGUCUGGAGUGAUCCUGAAGACGUGGAGACCUGGGCUGUAUCCCCGCGCGGUGCGGGGUGGCUUUUUGGCGACAAAGUCGCCACUGAAUUCAACCAUGUCAACGGCCUAAAGCUCAUUGCUCGAGCUCAUCAACUCGUCAACGAGGGUUACAAGUAUCAUUUCGCUCAAAAAUCAGUUGUCACUGUAUGGUCAGCACCUAACUACUGCUACCGCUGUGGCAAUGUAGCAUCCAUAAUGAACGUCGGGGAGGAUCUUACUCCAAAAUUCAGCAUCUUUAGCGCCGUACCUGAAGACCAACGAGCUGUCCCAGCCGGGCGCCGUGGUGCUGGGGAGUACUUCUUGUAA